AUGACGACAAAAGCCAACAUGUACAUCUACAAUGAUUUUUAUGCGUACGCAAUUCUGGACCUGGUCGACAAAAACCUUGCAACAUUGCACGCCAAGAUCAUCAAGAAAGACUGGGAUGAGGCCUACAGCAUUCUUGAAGGACUUUCCGUUUUUGCGGAAAUGGAGGGCACAUGGACGCAGUGUGACGACGGGGAGCGCGUGCAGGUUACGAACAAGGUUUAUGGCGCUUCUGCCGUCGCAGUCCUACGUGGCCUCCAGAAAGCUGGACGACUCAACCCCGCUGAAUUCCCGAGCUUGGAAAAUCUUCUCAAAACUAUUGCCUCGUUUGGGGAGAUGAUGGAGAGCUGUAGCUGCAACUCUGACUACGCGAAGUUGGCGAGGGCGAUCGCUAGACGUUUAUUCAAGGAUAAAACCGAAGAGGACCUCGCUCUAGAGAAGGCGCGUUUGAAUGAAUUCAUCGAAAGUAUUGAGGACAAGGAGGAAAGGGACGAAGUCAAGGCGGACUUGAAGGAAAAGGAGGAAGAGGAUGAUGACGAGAGCGAAAAGUUCUGGUUCAGAAAAGGCGAAAUUUGUGAUGAAGACGAGAAAGAUCCUGACUGGGUUCUGUCUCGGGUGUGGAAGGAGUACAAGUCCCAUCUCUCCUCCGUGCCGAGUGGGCCCAUGCGUGGACCUGGAUCUUGGGACAUCAACAAGUGGUCCGCCGCUCAGAAGAAGCCAUUUGAAUUUGAAAAGCAUGGUUCUGAAGAUGAGUUUUAG
Laccaria bicolor S238N-H82 is the source of this 756-nucleotide messenger RNA. RefSeq lists its product as uncharacterized. The transcript is spliced from 3 exons. NCBI's taxonomy places the organism in Eukaryota, Fungi, Basidiomycota, Agaricomycetes, Agaricales, Hydnangiaceae. Bases 1 to 756 code for a protein of 251 amino acids. The record is from RefSeq and is a predicted model, not a curated record.